AUCCAUCUUAUACUUAGAAAAUUUCAAUUACGUUUCAUCUCAUUAAAUUGCCUCCUGAUUAUAUUGAUAGGAAUAAGAUUUUUGCUUCAGUUUGUUUCUCUUACCUUUACCAGAAACUUUCAUAGUACAUCAUGAAUUUCUGGGUAUCGAUUUGAUCAUUUAUGUUUUAUAUUUGAAUAAAAAUAAAUUAAUAAUUGUUCUGACUUCCUGCUUCAGUUUUCAAUGCUUGAUCUUGUUUUAACCUACCUGUUUAUGCACUGACACUGCCACCCUCUAAUCAAUACUGUUAAUAUUGUUUUCGAUUAAAUUUCAGAUUGUUGGAUAGAGAUAGAAAAUAAACAAACAAUAUUUCUGAUUUUGGUUUUAAUGUAUUCAGUUUCGACCUUUAGCCUUGAAUUAUUUAUAUCAUCUCCGGGAAGGAGGUCAAAGUUUGACCCGUUUCAAGUUUCAAGCAAUCAGUUUCUCCUUUUGAAUUAAGUGAUUUGAGUUGGCUGAAUAAUGGCUUCCACGGGAAUCUGGUCUUCUGAGUGGCAUAGUCUCUUUGCAAGUGUUACCUCCGUUUUGGCAUCGGCUUUUCUGGAAUGGUUGCUGAUCCUUUUCCUGUUUAUUGAUGCUGUAUUUUCUUAUGUUAUUACAAAGUUUGCUGGUUACUGCAAAUUGCAAACACCUUGCCUGUUCUGCUCAAGGCUUGAUCAUGUGUUAGGCAAGGAGAAACGAGGGUACUAUUGGGACUUGAUUUGUAGUGGACAUAAGUCAGAGAUUUCUUCUUUAGUUCUAUGUCGUGUGCAUGAUAAGCUUGUAAAUGUUCAAGGAAUGUGUGAAAGUUGCCUCUUUUCUUUUGCUACCAUCAAUAAAUCCAAUGCUGAAACUUACCGAUUAUUGGUGGGUAAAAUGGGGGAGGAAUCUGACUCCAGAUUGGAUCAGGAUCCGUUACUUGGUGAACAUACAAUUGCAAAACGAUGUUCUUGUUGUGAUGAGGAAUGGGUUUUGAAGGGUUACAAUCAGAGGUUGGUAUUUACCAAGUCAAUUGGUUUUGGUGCUGCUGAUUUUGAUAUAUCAGAUGUUGUUGGAAACGAUUUUCAUGAGGAAAGAAGAGCGAAACCAUUUGUAUCAGCCAGAGCUACAUACCCGAGGAAUAAUCAGGCAGAUCCUUUGUCUCAUGUGGGUUACACUGAACUAAAGAUUACUUCUGAUACUGAGUCUGAACCAGAAGUUCCUUUGUCUGAUGAUGAUGGUACAACAAGCAUACCAGUUCGGCGAAGAGAUGACACGGCGGAAGACAUAGAAGUUCCAUGUAAACAUAUAGAGCCUUGCAUCGUUGAUUUAAAUGAGAAUUUGGUUUCAGAAAAGCUCAGAACUCCAGCUUCUGUACUGCAUCCAUUGUUAUCAGAGUCGGGAAUGCAAUUGGAAAAUACAGAUAUUGCUACAAAAUCUGCAGCAUCAACAGUGGAAAGUGGGAAUGGUUUGACAAAACUUGAUUCUUGGCAGCAGGUUGAAAGAAAUGCUGUUUGUCCUCACCCAAGUAAUCCUUUUUCCUUGAAUGAUGCCACUGCAUUAUCAAAUAAAAUAGGAGGUCCUGCUGAAGUAUCAAAGGAAAACUAUGAUUUGGGAAUUGACGAGGUGGGGAUAACAUCCGAGCAAAGAUGCACCAUGGACUUUGAGGAAAUAAUUAAGUCAAGCGAUAAGCUGACAGGAUCUGAUGCAGGUUUAGAAUCAAACCCUGUUUCUAGCGACAUUGGGCAGCAAAAUCCCAAUUUACUGGAUCUUGGUGAUGCCUAUAAGCUAGCUGUCGGUAACAGAGGAAGACAGUUGUCUGGCAUGCUUGUAGAACAUUGGCUUGGGAAAGAUUCUACAAGAAUUAGUGAAGAUUUGAAGGUGUUGUUGUCACAAUUUUCAGCUACUCGAGGGACUGAUCUGUCUGUUAAUGAUAUCAGUCCUAGAUUGUCUUUAAACAGCGAAGAAUUGAAAACUUCUGAUGUUUCUAACUCUGCUGGACUGCAGAUACUUCAAAAAAUGAUUUCACUAGAGCGAAAUGAAUCUGGUUUGUCUCUGGAUGGAAGUAUUGUCAGUGAAAUUGAAGGUGAAAGCGUGGUUGACAGGCUAAAAAGACAAGUUGAUCAUGACAGGAAAUUAAUGAAUGCUUUGUAUAAAGAGCUGGAAGAAGAAAGAAAUGCUUCUGCAGUUGCUGCAAAUCAAGCAUUAGCCAUGAUCACAAGGCUGCAGGAAGAAAAGGCAACAUUACAUAUGGAAGCCUUGCAGUACUUAAGAAUGAUGGAUGAGCAAUCAGAGUAUGAAACAGACGCUUUGCAAAAAGCUAAUGACCUUCUUGCUGAGAAGGAGAAAGAGAUAGAAGAGUUGGAAGCAAAGCUUGAAUUUUACAGGAAGAAAUUCCCUGAUGAAUCAAUGAUGGAAACCAUGGUGGAGACAAAUUCUGAAAUGAAGGUGAAAGAUAUUGGAUUGGAUCAUUCGCAAUCUACUUGCAUUGAAAAGGAUGAAAGUUUCAUUGGAAAGUCAGUUACUGAAAAUACUAAUAUCUCUGACAACCAUGAAAUUCUGCCUACGUCUUUGGAAAAACAGAAUGUUCAAUCUGUAAAAAAAUCACCAUUGGAGUUCCAAGAUGAAAGACUAUAUAUUUCCCAGCGUUUGAAGAAGUUGGAGAAGCAAGUUUACUUUUUCCUGAAUAUUCAUCAAUCUCAGGACAACUGGCUAAAUUCUGAAAAUGAUGAAAAGGAAUCCCCAGAGAACUGUGAAAAGUUGGAUGAUAAUCUUCUAAUGCAAGAAUCCGUUUCUUCUCUUAAAUUAAAUUCAGAAGCCAUGGCUGAUGAUGAUUCCUCAUCCAAGGAACCCCCCGUUUGCACGAAAAAUGUUGAACUUGGGUACAAUGGAAAUAAUGAUUUGGCUUCUGCUGGAAGUUUGGUUCCGGAUUUUAUUGAAAGGUUGCAAGUUCUUGAGGAAGACUUGAGUUUCCUUGAGCACAGUAUCAACUUAUUGAGUAACGGGGGAGAAGGACUUAACCUAUUGCAGGAAAUAGCUAAUCACCUACAACAAUUACGCCAGAUUGGGAUAAGAGAAUCCGAUCAACCUGUUGCUUGAGGCUCAGAGGCUGUAUAUAAGAUUCAUACGCCAAUGAUCAGCGACGAGGAGGAAGAUACAUUAUGCAAUAGUGAACCAGGUUACCAUUACCAAGGCUGGUUGAAACUGUACAGUAACAUAGCUUGCUUUGAUCCAGGAUAAAACAAAAAUAGAAUUUCAAACAAUAUGGAAAGCAAUUUUUUCCCUACUUUCUCCCCUGCGUUUUUAUUCGGGGUUUCGUUGGACGUUCUGCUGCAUUGAGUUCACAAUGUUUAAUGCCCAUUUAAAUUAUAUUUUCACCAUAAAAUUUUCCUUUUGCCUUUUUUGCAUUGUAAAUGAGAGUGAGUGUUUGUUUUUAAUUGUUGUUUUCUUGUAUUGAAAUGAGUAUUUUGGAACAGAGUGACCUAACAUUAGUAUGCUAUACUGCUUCUGUGAGGAUUUUAUAUAUGGGAGCUAUUCGCUCCAGUUGUUUGUAAGAAUAUCACCCCAUUU
This is a messenger RNA of Abrus precatorius (Indian licorice), 3564 nucleotides long. RefSeq names its product myosin-binding protein 1. The transcript has 3 exons. Gene Ontology annotation, molecular function: myosin binding. The record is from RefSeq and is a predicted model, not a curated record. NCBI's taxonomy places the organism in Eukaryota, Viridiplantae, Streptophyta, Magnoliopsida, Fabales, Fabaceae. The coding region runs from base 499 to 3093 and encodes 864 amino acids.